AUGAUUAAUCUGGAUGACACCUCGGAGUCUGGGCAAUCGUCUGCAGCUGCCACCCCGAGUACCACAGGGACCAAGUCCAACACCCCAACGUCAUCCGUACCUUCCGCAGCUGUCACUCCGCUAAACGAAGUAAUUAAUCCAAUCUACAACGGGGACAGCAAAGUCAAGAACCAGCGAAAGUGGGCGAAAGGUAAUAGCAGAAACAUGGAAGUCCAGGUCAACCAGGAGAUGAGGAACGUCAGCAUAGGAAUGGGAAGUAGUGACGAGUUGUCUGAUCUUCAGGAGAUUAUUGAUUCAACACCGGAGCUUGAUAUGUGUCAAGAUUCUCGCUUUGAAGGACGUGGAGGCAACAGCCCCACGCAAGGAAUUGUAAAUAAGGCGUUUGGGAUAAACACGGAUUCAUUGUACCAUGAGCUUUCCACUGCUGGGUCAGAAGUCAUCGGGGAUGUGGACGAGGGGGCGGAUCUUCUCG
Molecule: messenger RNA, 472 nt
Organism: Rhincodon typus (whale shark)
Lineage: Eukaryota; Metazoa; Chordata; Chondrichthyes; Orectolobiformes; Rhincodontidae
Product: C-Jun-amino-terminal kinase-interacting protein 3-like
Exons: 4
Biological process (GO): vesicle-mediated transport
Cellular component (GO): cytoplasm
Molecular function (GO): kinesin binding; MAP kinase scaffold activity; JUN kinase binding
Source: RefSeq, a predicted model, not a curated record